CACUUCGCAAGAUUUUCUUCUAUAAACAACAAACUGUAAAGUCCAAAACAUUGGACUCUCUCUGUAUUAGCUGAUUUUGUGAAGACGAAAAGAAAGAAGAAAAUGGAGAGAUUUGCAGAGCUGAAAAAAGCAGUAGAAUCAGUGGAAAUAGUAGAUGCUCAUGCCCAUAAUAUUGUAGCACUUGAAUCCACUUUUCCUUUUCUCAACUGCUUUUCUGAAGCAGCUGGUGAUGCCUUAUCCGACGUGCCACAUACCAUCAACUUCAAGAGAAGCCUGAAAGAAAUCGCGGGAAUAUAUGGCUCAAACUUAUCCUUGCAUGCUGUUCAAGAAUCUCGCCAGCAGUUUGGGUUGGAGCCGAGCGCUGCUAUUUGCUUCAAAGCUGCAAAAAUCUCUGUCUUACUUAUUGAUGAUGGAAUUGAGUUGGACAAAAAACAUGAUAUCGAAUGGCAUAGAAGUUUUGUACCAACAGUUGGUAGAAUUCUACGAGUUGAGCGUGUAGCUGAAAAGAUUCUUGAGAAGGGUUCAAAUGGAACAUGGACACUGGGAUCAUUCAUGGAAAUUUUCACUGAUGAGUUGAAGUCAGUAGCGGAUAAAGUCUUUGCAUUUAAAAGUAUUGUAGCAUAUCGAAGCGGUCUUGCAAUUAAUACAGAAGUUACUGAAAAGGAGGCUGAGGAGGGCCUUAGUGAUGUUUUAUGUGCUGGGCGUCCCAUCCGAAUCUCAAACAAGAGCUUCAUUGAUUAUAUCUUCAUGCAUGCUUUGAAGGUGGCUCAAUGUUAUGACUUGCCAAUGCAAAUACACACAGGUUUCGGGGACAAGGAUUUGGAUCUGAGGCUUGCUAAUCCCCUUCAUCUUCGAAAUCUUCUUGAGGAUAAGAGAUUCAUGAAGAGUCGGUUAGUGCUUUUACAUGCGUCCUAUCCGUUCUCAAAGGAAGCUUCAUAUCUGGCUUCUGUGUACCCCCAAGUCUAUCUUGAUUUUGGGUUGGCAAUUCCUAAACUUAGCUUCCAUGGGAUGAUGUCCUCAGUAAAAGAACUCCUGGAGCUUGCCCCAAUGAAUAAGGUUAUGUUCAGCACUGAUGGCAUCGCAUUUGCUGAAACCUUUUAUUUAGGUGCAAAGAAAGGGCGCGAAGUAGUGUUCUCUGUUCUACGUGAUGCAUGCGUUGAUGGUGAUCUUUCAAUUCCAGAAGCUGUUACAGCCGCUAAAGAUCUUUUUGCAGAAAACGCAAAGCAAUUCUACAAGCUUGACGUUUCUUCAAGAUAUUCUGAUGUAAAACCUCCUUUAUCAUCUUCCUUCCAGCAGGAAGAGUUAAAUGGUUCAUCGAAGGAUGUUACCUUUGUUCGUAUUAUUUGGAUAGAUGCCUCUGGCCAGCAUAGAUGCCGUGUUGUUCCACGGCAACAUUUCUAUAGUUCUGUGGAAAAGCACGGUGUAGGCUUAACUUGUGCAUGUAUGGGAAUGAGUUCAACAUCUGAUGGUCCUGCAGUGGAUACUAAUCUCACCGCCUCGGGAGAGAUCAGAAUCGUUCCUGAUUUAUCUACCAAAUGCAGACUCCCGUGGGCAAAACAACAAGAAAUGGUUUUGGCUGACAUGUACAUCGAGCCUGGUAAAGUUUGGGAAUAUUGUCCAAGAGAAGCAUUGCGCAGAGUCUCCAAAAUUUUAAAAGACGAAUUCGACUUGGUCGUGAAUGCAGGCUUUGAAAAUGAAUUUUAUCUUUUGAAGAGUGUAUUGAGGGAUGGAAAAGAAGAAUGGACACCAUUUGACAGGACUUCUUACUGUUCUACAUCAGCAUUUGAUGCUGCGUCCCCAAUACUUGAAGAGGUUUUCGCUUCUCUUCAAUCAUUGAAUAUUACGGUCGAACAGUUACAUGCAGAAGCUGGGCAUGGUCAGUUUGAAAUUGCUCUGAGAUACACAGAGUGUUUUAGAGCAGCUGACAGCUUAAUUUUCGCACGUGAAGUCAUCAGAGCUGUUGCAAGGAAACAUGGGUUGCUGGCAACAUUUGUGCCAAAGUAUGCAUUAGAUGAUUUUGGUUCUGGAUCGCAUGUGCACAUCAGUUUAUCCAGGAACGGAGAAAAUGUAUUUAUGACAUCUGGUGAAUCAAAUCGGUAUGGGAUGUCAAAGACUGGGGAAGCAUUCAUGGCUGGGGUGUUAAAUCAUCUUCCUUCCAUAUUACCAUUUACUGCACCGCUUCCUAAUAGUUAUGAUCGCAUACAACCUGGAACGUGGAGUGGAGCAUACCUCUGUUGGGGGAAAGAAAAUAGAGAGGCACCAUUGAGAGCUGCUAGCCCUCCUGGAGUUGCACAUGGCUCUGUAAGCAAUUUUGAAAUUAAAGCAUUUGAUGGAUGUGCAAACCCAUACCUGGGUCUUGCUGCUAUAAUUACUGCUGGAAUUGAUGGGUUGCGGAGAAACUUAAUCCUUCCAGAACCUGUUGAUGGUGAUCCUGAUAUCCUUAAAGAGAAUCUUCAAAGAUUACCAGUAUCUCUUGCCGAGUCUGUAGAAGCUUUAGAGAAAGAUACACUUUUCAGAGAUAUGAUUGGUGAAAAGCUUUUGGUUGCCAUCACAGGAGUUCGCAAGGCUGAGAUCAAGUACUAUUCUGAAAAUAAUGAGGGAUACAAAAACCUCAUAUUCAAAUAUUAGGGUGAUUAAAUGUACUGUGAGAUCAAUAUUGUUCUUAAUUAUUAUCACACGUGAACUGAUUUUGCUGUGUCCUUUUUAAUUUAUUUCAUCUAAUACAAUUGCUCAAUAAAGCAUGUUAGUAGUUUUA
Molecule: messenger RNA, 2755 nt
Organism: Lycium barbarum (goji berry)
Lineage: Eukaryota; Viridiplantae; Streptophyta; Magnoliopsida; Solanales; Solanaceae
Product: protein fluG-like
Exons: 18
Coding region: 103-2628 (841 amino acids)
Molecular function (GO): glutamine synthetase activity; hydrolase activity
Source: RefSeq, a predicted model, not a curated record